This is a messenger RNA of Morus notabilis, 762 nucleotides long. RefSeq lists its product as uncharacterized. The transcript has 4 exons. The coding region runs from base 1 to 762 and encodes 253 amino acids. Lineage: Eukaryota; Viridiplantae; Streptophyta; Magnoliopsida; Rosales; Moraceae. The record is from RefSeq and is a predicted model, not a curated record.
AUGAAUUUUAAAGCCGCCAUGGUUGGGUCUAGUUCAGCCACUUCAGAUGCCACCAGUGGUAUGGCUUCAUCGGGGACAAUUUCACAGUCAAAUUCGAUAGUUUCCUUCUCUGAAAAUUCCCUUCAAAUUACCGUUCACAAAUUGAAUGGAAAGAAUUACCUUGAGUGGUCUCAAUUCGUGCGACUGGUGAUCGACAACAAAGGGAAAUAUGGGCAUUUGAAUGGAGAAGAAAAACCUCCAGCCACCAGUGAUCCAAAAUACAGGCAAUGGCGCUCAGAAAACUCCAUGGUGACUGCCUGGUUGAUCAACUUGAUGGAUCCGGUUGUUGGAAAGCCCUUCAUGUUCUUGCCCACAGCCCGUGACGUUUGGGAGGCAGUCCGGAAACUAUGGCAGGAAUUGGAUAUGUUCGAAGAUGAACAAUGGGAAAACUCUAAUGACAAUGCUCGGUACAAAAAGAAGGUUGAGAGAGGCCGGGUAUUUGUGUUCUUGGCUGGGUUGAAUAAAGAUCUUGAUGAGGUUCAAGGACGUAUAUUAGGAAAAAGACCCCUGCUAACAAUAAGAGGUAUUUGCAGAGGGAAUCAAAGAGUUAAAUUGCAGAUGGCUCCUUUGCUACGGUUGCUGGGAAUAGAUUUAACCUCGGAGAAGAUGAUUGGGGGUGCUAGACUGGAUAGUGGUCUCUACCUCUUCAAUAAUGGAUCAACCUUUGGAAGACAAGAUCAACAGGCCUGUUUCAAUUCUAUUUCUGUUUCUAGUGACAGUUAG